GGUUAUUCUGCCUUAGCCCGCCUAUAAAAAUGCUAUUGGCUGUUACCUGGCUUGGCCAAAGUACAGCCAGAAUGUCUUCUCUCGCCAUUCAGUGCAUUUGUUAUUUGGGCUGAAAGGAAAUAAGCAGGACCCUGCGCUUCCAGAGCAAAGAUGGAGCAAGAGGACGCAGUCAGGAGGGAAGGGAGGCUGACACCAGUGCUUGCCCUGGCGACGCUGAUAGCUGCCUUUGGGUCAUCCUUCCAGUAUGGGUACAACGUGGCCGCUAUUAACUCCCCUGCCGAGCUCAUGAAAGCAUUUUAUAACGAGACCUACUAUGACAGAAUCGGUGAAUACAUAAACGAAUUCUCCUUGACCUUGCUGUGGUCAAUUUCUGUGUCCAUGUUUCCCUUUGGAGGCCUCCUCGGCUCCCUCAUGGUCGGCCCCUUGGUGAAUACAUUAGGCAGAAAAGGAACCUUGCUGUUCAACAACAUCUUUUCCAUCGUGCCUGCGAUCUUAAUGGGAUGCAGUGAAGUUGCCAAGUCAUUUGAGAUGAUAAUUGUGGCCAGACUUUUGGUGGGAAUAUGUGCAGGUCUGUCUUCCAAUGUCGUCCCUAUGUACUUAGGGGAGCUGGCCCCUAAGAACCUGCGGGGGGCCCUGGGGGUGGUGCCCCAGCUCUUCAUCACCGUCGGCAUCCUUGCGGCCCAGAUCUUGGGUCUUCGGAGUCUCCUCGCAAACGAAGCAGGCUGGCCCAUCCUCCUCGGCGUGACCGGGAUCCCCGCGGCACUGCAGCUCCUUCUGUUGCCCUUCUUCCCCGAGAGCCCCAGGUACCUGCUCAUUCAGAAGAAAGAUGACGUGGCUGCCAAAAACGCGCUGAGGGAACUGCGAGGCUGGGACGACGUGGACGCCGAGACACAGGAGAUCUGGGAGGAGGACAGGGCCGAGAAGGCCGCGGGCUUCAUCUCCGUGCUGAAGCUGCUGAGAAUGAGGUCCCUGAGGUGGCAGGUCAUCUCCAUCGUCGUCCUCAUGGGCGGCCAGCAGCUGUCGGGAGUGAACGCGAUAUACUACUACGCAGACCAGAUCUACCUGAGCGCCGGGGUGAGGGCACAGGAUGUCCAGUACGUGACGGCGGGCACAGGCGCAGUGAACGUGCUGAUGACCGUCUGCGCCGUUUUCGUGGUGGAGCUCCUGGGGAGGAGAUUCCUGCUCCUCCUAGGCUUCUCCAUCUGCUUCACCGCCUGCUGCGUGCUGACGGCCGCCCUGGCUCUGCAGGACACAAUAUCCUGGAUGCCCUACGUCAGCAUCGCCUGCGUCAUCUCCUAUGUCAUAGGACAUGCCCUUGGGCCCAGUCCUAUCCCCGCACUGCUCAUCACCGAGAUCUUCCUGCAGUCCUCCCGGCCGGCCGCCUACAUGGUGGGGGGCAGUGUCCACUGGCUCUCCAACUUCACUGUGGGCUUGAUCUUCCCAUUCAUUCAAGUGGGCCUCGGAGCUUACAGCUUUAUCAUUUUUGCCAUGAUAUGUGUUCUCACCACCAUCUACACCUUCCUGGUUGUCCCCGAGACCAAGUCCAAGACCUUCAUAGAAAUCAAUGAGAUCUUCACCAAGAUGAACAAAAUGUCAGAGGUGCACCCAGAAAAGGAGGAGCUAAAGGACUUUCCGCCCUCUACUGCGGGGCAGUAACUCGAGAGGAGGAGCCUGUGAAUCAGGUCUGCGUGGAGCUUCCCUCCUGGGCUAUGAAUCCAGAACUAGGACAAGUCCGGUGUGGAAGGCAGGCCCUGAUGAGACUGUCGUAAGGGCUUCUGUGCAGUUCUUAAAGCCAGGCUGUCUCUUUCCAGGUUGACCCAUCACCAACCCCAAGGCAUGCCGGGCAGCUGUCCCUCAGCCAUGCUGGGUCAGCCAUUGUGUGGCUCCUGGCAACACCGGCUCUUAUAAUGAAAGCCAUUACCAUGGUGUUGAGAUGGAAGGACUCAAACGUGGCCAAAGAAACUAGUUCUUCUCCAAUCCCGUAGUCUUCCGGGACCCACGGGCCCGUGUUCAGGGUGGAAUCCAUCCUCUUGUCAGAUCCAUCUCCAGAAACACUAGUUUUGAAAAGUAUGAUGUCGUGAGUCAUGAAGUCUAGGAAUCUGGGAAGCAGGUCCCUAUGGAGACUUUAACCAAGUCAGAGAUUAUUGUUCCCAAAUUAUAUUAUUAGAGGACAAUAGAAUUGCCUUUGUAUAC
Molecule: messenger RNA, 2193 nt
Organism: Globicephala melas (long-finned pilot whale)
Lineage: Eukaryota; Metazoa; Chordata; Mammalia; Artiodactyla; Delphinidae
Gene: SLC2A5
Product: solute carrier family 2 member 5
Biological process (GO): fructose transmembrane transport
Cellular component (GO): plasma membrane
Molecular function (GO): fructose transmembrane transporter activity
Source: RefSeq, a predicted model, not a curated record